Molecule: messenger RNA, 2810 nt
Organism: Oncorhynchus kisutch (coho salmon)
Lineage: Eukaryota; Metazoa; Chordata; Actinopteri; Salmoniformes; Salmonidae
Product: inositol hexakisphosphate kinase 1
Exons: 6
Coding region: 939-2663 (574 amino acids)
Biological process (GO): phosphatidylinositol phosphate biosynthetic process; inositol phosphate biosynthetic process
Cellular component (GO): nucleus; cytoplasm
Molecular function (GO): inositol hexakisphosphate kinase activity
Source: RefSeq, a predicted model, not a curated record
CUGUCGCUAGGUGACAACAGCGCUACAUCAGGAAAUUAUACGACUCGCAGUGUCCAAACAUUUUUAUUAUUUUUAAACAAUUUAUUGGGUUACAAACUGAUUCAUAAUUGUAUAGAAUUAGCUACUGGUUGCCAAUUUUUAUUCAAGCUACAUAAAACAUUGUGUAGAUAGCUAGUCGUAGCUUAGUAAUGUUAUGAGGGUGAAUGGUCGAUGUUACGGCCUGACAUUAUUGGGUUGAGUCGUGGUUUCAGACGAGAGGGACACACACAUAUAUAUAGUUGUCUAAAUUGAAGGACCCAAAUUAGGUAGCUAUUGUGCUAACUUAACAAUGCCAGAAGCGAACUGGCUACCAACUAGCUAGCCAAGCGAACGUACAGUAAAUUACCUAGUUAAUGUACUCCGAUAUUUAGCUACGCUAACUGUUAGCUAGCUAAGGGUUAACCAGAGUACCGUUAGAUAACUAAUGUUAGCUAGCUAACAGUUAGCUGGAUACUUGGUCUCAGGUUGCAAGUACAUUUCUAUUGAGCUACAUUAACGUGAGUUACCCAGAUCUAGGUAACGUUAGUUAUAGUUAGUUUGCUAGUCUAGUUAAACUGCAGUCACACAGGCUACACGUUAGCUGCUAGGUACAUUAAAAAAUAUAUAUUUUCGGGAACGACAACUUCAUUCAGGGGGUCUGUCAUUGUUUGCCUUUCUAUCUGGGAUUUCAUCGAUUUGCUUCCAUCUGUUAAACUGAGGAUUCACAAAACCUGGUGGCUGGUGAAGGUGUGACAUCCUCGCCCAGUGCUAUUCAUCGAGGAGCUGAGAUCUAAUUGAUCUGUUUGGUUGCGGCCGACGGGCUGGCUCCUCCCCCUCCCGGCAGCAGCGUGCGCCCCCCAGCCCGCGCCCUGCGCCCCCCAGCCCGCGCCCCUGCCACCCCCACCAGGUCCUCUAACGCCAUGUGCCUCUCCCACACCAUGGAAGGAGCAUCAGGGAAGAACGGAGCGAGCCAGGCAGGGCUAGGGUUGGGGGGCCAGGUAGGGCUAGGGCUGGGGGGCCAGGCAGGGCUAGGGCUGGGGAGCCAGGCAGGGCUAGGGCUGGGGAGCCAGGCAGGGCUAGGGCUUGGGGCACUGGGCCAGGGCCAGGCAGGGUUAGGGCUGGGGGGCCAGGCAGGGUUAGGGCUGGGGGGCCAGGCAGGGUUAGGGCUGGGGGCCCAGGCAGGGUUAGGGCUGGGGUUUGGGACAGGCCUGGGGCUGGGGGGCAGGCGGUGUGGAGGGGUGCCUCUAGAACCCUUCGUACACCAGGUGGGAGGACACACCAGUAUGAUGCGCUACGACGACCACACGGUGUGUAAACCACUCAUCACCCGGGAGCAGCGCUUCUACGAGUCGCUGCCGCCUGAGAUGAAGGAGUUCACAGCAGAGUACAAAGGCAUGGUGUUGGUAUGUUUCGAGGGGGACAUAGACGGCUACAUCAACCUGGUGGCGUACCCAUACGUGGAGAGCGAUGGCCUGGACCACGAGGACCUCCCGGAGAGGGACCAACCCCGGAGGAAACACUCCCGACGGAGCCUCCUCCGCUCCACCUCUGAGAUCAAGGAGGAGAGGCUACCACACGAGAGUGACAGCACUGAGAAUCUCCAGGAGCUGAAGAGUCCUCGUCUAGAGCUCCAGAUCUACAGUGAUAUUCCCUUCCAGAUGCUGGAUAACAACAGCGGCCUGGGCUCAGAGAAGAUCAGCCACAACCCCUGGAGCCUCCGCUGUCACAGGCAGCAGCUCAGCCGCAUGAGAUCAGAGUCCAAGGACAGGAAGCUCUACAAGUUCCUGCUCCUGGAAAACGUGGUCCAUCACUUCAGCUACCCGUGCAUCCUGGACCUGAAGAUGGGCACGCGGCAGCACGGGGAUGAUGCCUCGGAGGAGAAGGCAGCCAGGCAGAUGAAGAAGUGUGAACAGAGCACCUCCGCCACGCUGGGGGUGCGAGUCUGUGGAAUGCAGGUGUACCAGAUGGAUACGGGCCACUAUCUGUGCAGGAACAAGUACUACGGCCGCAGCCUGUCCAUCGAGGGAUUCCGCCACGCUCUCCACCAAUACCUGCACAACGGGGCGUCGCUCAGGAAGGACCUGUUUGAGCCCAUGCUGUGUAAACUACGCAGCCUGAAGGCCGUUCUGGAGAAACAGACCACCUACCGCUUCUAUUCAUCCUCCCUGCUAAUCAUCUAUGAGGGGAAGGAGCCUGAGCUGGCCCACGUCUGGCAGAAAGCACCACGGCUUGUACCAGAGCCAGCCGCUGAGAUGCCCUCAGAGAAGGAGGAGGUGGUGCUGGUCAACCCAGGAGUAGGAACGGGUGUCCAGGGACCGGGUUUAGUAUUGGGUCUCCAAACGGUCCAGAGACCGACCGAAGAACCCCUCCAGCUCCCCCAGGCUCUCCUACCACCACCACACUGCCCCCCCACCCCUCCACAGCCACAGCAGCCUCCCUCGGACCCUCACGGCCCCCCUCGUCCUCCACCCCGCCCCUCCAGCCCCAGCAUCAGUGUGGACGUCCGCAUGAUAGACUUUGCCCACAGCACCUUCAAAGGUUUCCGUGACGACCAGACAGUGCACGACGGGCCGGACCGAGGCUACGUGUUUGGAUUGGAGAGCCUCAUCAAGAUCCUGGAGGGCAUAAGGGAGGAGAACCUGUAGCGGUAGAACCUGGGACUGACACAUAGGAUGUGUCUCAAAUGGUAUCCCCCAUUCCCUUUAUAGUGCACUACUUUUGACCAGGGCCCACAGGGCUCUUUGACCAGGGCCCAUAGGGCUCUUUGACCAGGGCCCACAGGGCUCUUUGAC